This is a messenger RNA of Erigeron canadensis, 2935 nucleotides long. Its product is annotated as protein transport protein SEC23-like. The record is from RefSeq and is a predicted model, not a curated record. The transcript is spliced from 13 exons. Gene Ontology annotation, molecular function: zinc ion binding; GTPase activator activity. Gene Ontology annotation, biological process: intracellular protein transport; COPII-coated vesicle cargo loading; COPII-coated vesicle budding. Gene Ontology annotation, cellular component: COPII vesicle coat; endoplasmic reticulum exit site. Bases 166 to 2508 code for a protein of 780 amino acids. NCBI's taxonomy places the organism in Eukaryota, Viridiplantae, Streptophyta, Magnoliopsida, Asterales, Asteraceae.
UGGAAGAUGUUUGAAGCAGGUACAAUUGUACAAAGAAAAUCAUUGUCAUCGUCACCCACCCACCAAAAUAUACUUGCAACAAAAUCCCCAAUUCUUUGACUCCAAAUUUCAAAUUUGAAUAAAAAGCUUGAAACUUUUUCAGAAAUCAAUCCCAAUUCCCAAAGGAUGUCAACAGAAAUGGCAAGCACGGAUCCAGAAGGAAUAGACGGUGUUCGGAUGACGUGGAACGCAUGGCCUCGCACCAAAGUUGAAGCCAGCAAAUGCGUUAUCCCUUUUGCUGCUUCCAUUUCGCCCAUCCGGCCCCACCCACAUAUCCCUUCAAACCCUUAUGCCCCUCUUCGUUGCAAGACUUGUUCUGCGGUCCUUAACCCCUUUUGCCGUGUCGAUUUCUCCGCUUUGAUUUGGAUCUGCCCUUUUUGUUUCCAAAGGAAUCACUUUCCCCAUCAUUUCUCAGGUAUAUCUGAAACGAAUGUUCCAGCUGAAUUGUAUCCACAAUAUACGACAAUUGAAUAUAGUUUCCCUAAUUCGGAUAUUCAUCAUGUGACUCCUCCGAAUGUGUAUGUGUUUGUGAUUGAUACCUGUAUGAUUGAGGAGGAAUUAGGGUUUGCUAGAUCGGCGUUACAACAAGCGCUUGAGUUUUUACCUGAAAAUGCAUUGGUAGGAUUUGUUUCGUUUGGCACUCAAGUUCAGGUUUAUGAGUUAGGGUAUUCUGAUAUGUCAAAAGUGUAUGUAUUUCGUGGUUCAAAAGAGAUCAGUAAAGAUCAGGUUUUGGAUCAGUUAGGAUUAGGGUCAGGUGGUGCUGUUGGUGGAAGGAGAGUUGGUGGUGGGCCAGGGCAAGGGUUUCAGAAAGGGAUGGCAGGACAAGGUGGAGGGUUUUUGAAUCCGGGGGUAUCUAGGUUUUUAUUGCCGGCUUCUGAAGGUGCAUAUACCAUCCAUUCGCUAUUGGAAGAAUUAGGCACAGAUCAAUGGCCAAUUGCACCAGGUAAUCGAUCCUUAAGGUGCACCGGGGUUGCAUUGAGUGUUGCAGCUGGUUUGCUAGGUGCUUGUAUGCCGGGAACUGGUGCUCGAAUAGUGGCAUUGGUUGGUGGUCCAUGCACUGAAGGUCCUGGUUCGAUUGUAUCAAAAGAUCUCUCAGAUCCAGUACGUUCACAUAAAGAUCUGGAUAAGGAUGCGGCACCAUAUUUUAGGAAAGCAGUUCAGUUUUAUGAGGAACUUUCAAAGCAGAUGGUCAGCCAGGGUCAUGUCUUGGACCUUUUUGCUUCCGCACUUGACCAGGUUGGGGUAGCAGAGAUGAAAGUUGUUAUUGAAAGAACUGGUGGCCUUGUAGUUCUUGCUGAAAGUUUUGGGCAUUCAGUUUUUAAGAACUCAUUUAGACGUGUCUUUGAGAAGGGGGAAGAAUCUCUUGGUCUCGCACACAAUGGCACCCUUGAGAUUAAUUGUUCAAAGGACAUUAAAAUUCAAGGAAUCAUUGGACCUUGCACAUCGUUGGAGAAGAAGGGAACUGCUGUUGCCAGCUCAGUGAUAGGGCAGGGGAACACCAUAGCUUGGAAGCUGUGUGGACUCGACAAAGAUACUUGUUUAACAGUUUUCUUUGAUAUAUCAUCAAGUGACAAGUCAGAUGCUUCAGGAAAUGUAAAUCCACAGUUGUAUAUACAGACCGUUACGAGUUACCAGAGUAUUGAUGGAGAAUCGAAGAUGCGAGUUACUACCAUUACUAGAAGCUGGUUAGAGAGUUCUGCUCUGUCAGAGGAAUUAAUCCAAGGUUUUGAUCAAGAGGCAGCUGCUGUGAUUAUUGCUAGAUUAAUUUCUUAUAAAAUGGAGAUGGAGUUACAGGAAACAUUUGAUGCAACUAGGUGGCUAGAUCGAAACCUUAUUCGUCUCUGUUCUAAAUUUGGAGACUACCGAAAAGAUGAUCCAUCUUCAUUCGCCUUGAACCCUUGUUUUUCAUUGUUCCCGCAGUUUAUGUUCAAUCUUCGAAGAUCACAAUUUGUGCAGGUGUUCAAUAAUAGUCCAGAUGAGACGGCUUAUUUUCGCAUGAUGCUUAACCGGGAGAGUAUAACAAAUGCGGCUGUCAUGAUACAACCUUCAUUAAUAUCGUAUUCAUUUAAUUCACUGCCUUCACCUGCAUUACUUGAUGUGGCAUCCAUUUCAGUUGAUAGAGUCCUUCUACUAGAUUCGUACUUUAGUGUAGUUAUCUUUCAUGGUCUGACAAUAGCUCAAUGGAGGAACAUGGGCUACCAAAAUCAGCCAGAACACCAGGCGUUUGCACUGUUAUUGCAAGCACCACAUGAUGAUGCUGAAAUUAUAAUACGUGAUCGGUUUCCUGUCCCAAGAUUGGUGGUGUGUGAUCAACAUGGUUCUCAGGCUCGAUUCUUGCUGGCCAAGUUGAACCCAUCAGCAACAUACAACAAUGAAGGUUCGGCUGGAAUGGAUGUUAUAUUCACUGAUGAUGUGAACCUUCAAGUGUUUUUUGAACAUCUACAGAAGCUUGCAGUUCAAUCUUCAUGAGACCAGAUUUAAAAUACUUUAUACACUCCCAAAAGUCAAAGUCCAUCGUUUACAGCCAAAACACAAUGCUUUAAGGUAUUGUAAGAAGUGAAAGACACCAUUUGAUAUAUUCAAAAGAAUAAGGAGUACAUGGGGACGUGUUAAAUCUCAAUAUCAAGAAGGAGAUUAGGCAGCAAGAUAGGCAUUUUACAUUUGGCGGUUUUGUAAGUUAAUAGAUAGUAUGUUUAUUGUGUAUUGACUUUCUCAGGUUAUAUGAUGAAUUAUUCCCUUUGGGGGAGCUGGAAAAUGCAAGAAAACAUGGGGUUUUAGUUCCAUUUUCAGGUUCUGGUUAUGUAGUUGUUUCGAUACAUACUACACUUGAACCUUUGUUUUCAAUCUGCUUUGUACCUUGGAUUCACAUGUGAAUGGAAUUGGAUUUUGUUUGAUA